Molecule: messenger RNA, 2807 nt
Organism: Brassica napus (rape)
Lineage: Eukaryota; Viridiplantae; Streptophyta; Magnoliopsida; Brassicales; Brassicaceae
Product: indole glucosinolate O-methyltransferase 4
Exons: 4
Coding region: 1124-2263 (379 amino acids)
Biological process (GO): methylation
Molecular function (GO): S-adenosylmethionine-dependent methyltransferase activity; protein dimerization activity; O-methyltransferase activity
Source: RefSeq, a predicted model, not a curated record
ACUAUGGAACAACAGUGUACUUGUUGUUGGGAAAUUUGUUCCGUGUCAGAAGACAUUUAUGUGUUUAGUAAGGGAAUAAGAAAGAUCUUUUCAAAAGGCUUAGAAAUCUCAAAUCGUUAACAUGUUUACAAUACUAAAUUUACCGCGAAAACAACGAUACUAAUACAAACCAUUUACCGUGUUGUUUCUCCAGUGAAAGAAGAAGAUGUAGAGUGUCGACGCGUGUUCAUUAACUUCGAUUGGUAUACGACUACAGCUACUACACGCGUCUUAAUGCAUGCCACUGAGUUUCAAGCGAAAAUCUUGAAACAGUCUUGUGUCGAAUUUUUUUUUAUGACCUGCUUCGGAUGUCCCACCACCAACAGGAAAACAAUUGGCGAUCCAUGUAUAUGAUAUGAAUUGGACCCACUUCCAAAGAAUGGAUUCAACAUAGUGUUAUAGUUUUUCUGGUAUUCAAAAUAUAUGGGCCUGUAAGUUAGUAUAAGAUUUGUUUUUAUUAUUUUAAUAUUUGAUUGAAAAAUUACGCUAAAUUUUUAUAAGAUCAGUUUACUCUAUUUUUUAAAAAAAAAAAAAAAAUUUAUAAUAAAAUUAGACAUUGCUACAAUUAUACUUUAUUUUUGAGUGAAAAAUAGAAUAAUAAACCAAAAAAAAAUUACUAUAUAUAUAGGUAAACAUAUUUUAUACUCUAUUAUAAAAUACAAAAUAAAGUAUUAUUGAAAUAUUUUUGCUAUAAACUCUAUUUUAAAUAAAAAAUAAAAUGGAGUUGGAAAUGCCCUGACAUUGGAAAACUUGACCUCACCCUGUAAAUAAAUCGUUUCAUGUGUUGUUCGUUAAUCAAUUUAUGUUUUUUUUUGCUAGAAAGGGAGAACUACUGUGUAUGCAGUGAUAAUGAGCUCACACAAAUGAUUUUACCAUAUUACACUUUACUGUUUUCCUGAUUUUGAUGAGAACACUAUUAUUGACUUUUUUAAACAGGAAAUAUUUUCACUUUAAUUGACUUUUAUAACAGAAAUUAUAUUAUUUUACUUUCACUUUCCACUAUAAAAUGGCACACUAGCAUGAAUAUCGAAACCAAGCUUCUGUUUCCCAUUUCUCUCAGUGUUAUCUAUACAUCAUCCAACUAAUGGCAAACCAACUUCAAAAACCCUUAACCAAUUCUCCUAAACCGGGUCUGACCAAAGAAGAAGAUUCUCAAGAAAUGGUUGCCUUACAAGCCCAGAGGAUGGUGUACUCCUUGACACUCCCAAUGGUUUUCAAAGCCGCCUUGGAGCUGGGAGUCAUCGACACGUUGGCUACCGUUGAGGACGCCAUGUGGCUCUCACCUUCAGAGAUAGUGUCUCGUCUCCCUACUAAACCCACCAACCCGGAGGCUCCAAUGCUGCUGGACCGGAUGUUGCGCUUACUCGCCAGUCACUCGGUCUUGAAAUGUCGCGUGCUUGAAACCGGAGAGAACGGUGGAACCGGAAAGACCGAUAGGGUAUAUGCAGCCGAACCGGUUUGCAAGUUGUUCUUGAAAGAUAGAGAUGGCUCGGGUUCUCUCUUGUCUUUCUUCCUGUUGUGCCAAAACCAUGUCAUAUUCAAGGCUUUGUCGCAUCUUAAGGAUGUGAUAUUAGAAGGAAAAGAUGCAUUUAUGUCUGCCCAUGGCAUGAGAGCCUUUGAAUACUUGGGUUCGGAUGAACAAUUCGCUGAGAUGUUUAACCUAGCAAUGUCGGAAUCUUCAACCCUGGUCAUGAAAAAGAUUCUAGAAGUUUACAAAGGAUUCAAAGAUAUUAACACUUUGGUUGAUGUGGGAGGAGGAGUUGGGACAGUACUAGGUCUAGUCACUUCCAAGUAUCCUCGUAUUAAGGGCAUCAAUUUCGAUUUAGCUUCGGUUGUAUCCAAUGCCACUCCUUAUCCAGGAGUGGAACAUGUGGCUGGAGACAUGCUUGUUGAAGUUCCAAAGGGAGAUGCCAUUUUCAUGAAAUGGGUGUUUCAUGCUUGGGACGACGAGAACUGUGUUAAAAUCCUCAAAAACUGUUGGUCGAGUCUUCCAGAGAAAGGAAAAGUGAUAGCCGUGGAGAUGGUUAUGCCAAAAGAACCAACGAGUGACGACUGUUCUCCUAACAUUGGGUACACUGUGGACAUGUUCAUGUUAUCACUACGUGGGAGUGGUGGAGAAAGGACUCUUUCUGAAUACGAGGCUUUAGCUUAUGCUUCAGGCUUUCGUCGUUGUGAGCUCAUUUGCCGUUCCUUUUCGUUCUCUCUUAUGGAGUUCCACAAGUAGAUUUGAAGUUCUCAGUUUCUCACGACUCGCAUGAAGACUAUGGACCAAUAAAGUCAUAUGUUUUGAUCUUUAACUUUCAGAAUUAGAAAAAGAAACAAUAAACUUUUAUACUGUGUGAUAAAUAACAGUUUUGUUGUCUUUGAUCCUCUUUUUUUACCUUGUAUGUCAACGAGUUGUAAUAAAAUAUGUGAUCAUUGUGAAAAUGUAUUUUUAUGUUAACUGUCUCUCUGCCAGAUUUUCCAUUACAAUCAACCAACGAUUGUUUUGUCAUAUAAAAACACUCUUAUUAAGACUCAAAUAGAUUUAAUUUACAAGAUUUAAAGAUUACACAUUAUCGAUCGACAAAUAAAACAAGCUUAACAGUGAUGUGAGUCUUGUUGAGCUACUAGCUUUGAGAUCCUCCGGAUAAGCCAGAGGUUUCCAUGAUGGGUUUCUUGGAAGAAACGUUUCAUGCAUAACCAAACAAACAUACACACACAGUUGUCCGUUGAUUACGAAGUUUGAUGAAAAACAUUACAAACAAAGAAAAUGAUGAUGAAAAAAA